AUGCGAACAGAAGUGGUAACUCUAAACGUCGGCGGGCUGAAGAUGGCCACAACGCUAGCCACGCUGACCAAGGACCCCAGUUCGUUGCUGGCCACAACCUUUGCAGUUCUCAUGAGCCAGGAGGAACUAACCCAAAAUUCGGCUGAGCACGAGUCGUCAGACUGGGUGAUGAAAAUGGCGGACGGCUGUUACUUCAUCGACCGCAACGGACCUCUUUUUCGCCACAUCCUGGACUACCUGCGAAACGACAAACUGAUUCUUCCGUGCAACUUCAACGAAUUAGACCAGCUGCUGCAAGAGGCAAAAUUCUACCGAUUAUCCCAGCUGGUUGGCGAGAUCACGCGGCUAUGUGGCAGCCCGGCAGCUAGCUUGUCUUCGUUGUCCACCAUUGGAAGUAACAAAUUUUAUCUGGCACGCUACGGCCACAUUACGAUCAGCUACAGGGGGACGUUCGCGUUUGGUCGAAACGGUCCCCAGGAGGUGAACUUCCGCAAACUAAACCGAAUUCUGGUCUGCGGUAGGGCUACACUGUGCCGUGAGGUAUUCGGUGAUACGCUGAAUGAAAGCCGAGAUCCGGACAGAGGAGGAGAGAAUCGCUACACCUCACGAAUGUUCCUGAAACACAACAGCCUCGAGCAAGCUUUCGAUAUGUUGGCAGAACGGGGCUUCUCUCUGAUCACGUCCUGUUCCUCCGGUGCCAUGUGCGGGAUGGACGGCUUGCGGCACGGCACGGAAAACGAAGAAAACAAGUGGAACCAUUACACACAGUUCGUCUUUUUCCGCGGACAAUCACGUCUAUCUUCCUAUGUAACUUUUCCAAAUAUUUGA
This is a messenger RNA of Soboliphyme baturini, 828 nucleotides long. Lineage: Eukaryota; Metazoa; Nematoda; Enoplea; Dioctophymatida; Soboliphymatidae. The record is from the annotation of a GenBank genome assembly.